This is a messenger RNA of Trypanosoma conorhini, 1251 nucleotides long. Its product is annotated as putative clathrin coat assembly protein. The transcript has a single exon. Gene Ontology annotation, biological process: endocytosis; intracellular protein transport. Bases 1 to 1251 code for a protein of 416 amino acids. The record is from RefSeq and is a predicted model, not a curated record. Lineage: Eukaryota; Euglenozoa; Kinetoplastea; Trypanosomatida; Trypanosomatidae. Gene Ontology annotation, cellular component: clathrin adaptor complex; cytoplasmic vesicle.
AUGAUUGGCGUUCUCUUGUUUCUCAACUCGCGGGGCGACGUCGUCCUCUCGCGCGCGUUUCGCGACGGCUUCAGCGUGCGAGGCCUGGCCGAGAGCUUCCGCAACCGGCUCCUCUCGACCGGCAUGGCGGAGCGCAGCCCGAUCAACAUCGUCGACGGCCUCUGCUUCGUGCACCUGCGGUUCCAGGACCUGUACGUGGUCCUCGCGUCGGACGGAAACGGCAACUGCUUCGCCUCCUUCCAGUUCAUGCUUCACCUGCUGGAGGUGUGCCACGCGUACCUAGAGGACAUCACGGAGGAGACGCUGAAGGACAACUUUGUGGCCCUGCUGGAGCUCAUUGAUGAGAUGAUGGACUUCGGCUACCCGCAGACCACGGAGCCGGGGCUGCUGCAGACGUUCGUCGGCGCCAAAGGGAUCGACGCUGCACGGAUGAAGCGGCCGGCGGAGGCGGAGGGGGUGACGACGCGGCUGACGGGAAAAACGCCGUGGCGCAGCAGCGGCCUCUGGUACCGCGUGAAUGAAGUAUUUGUAGACGUCUUGGAGGAGUUGUACGUGCUGGUCUCGCAAACCGGUCAGGUGCUGGAGAGCAACAUCGCCGGCCGCGUGGUGGUGAAAAGCUUUCUCUCGGGCAUGCCGGAGUGCCGUCUUGUGCUGAGCGACGAGGUUGGCCAGUACGACGCCUCCUACCACGCGUGUGUCUCGCUGCAGGCGGAUCGCACCCUCGCCUUUGUGCCGCUGGACGGCGUGUUUUUGCUGAUGCGGUACCGCGCCGCCCUCGCCGCCCCACCCCCGCUGAAGGUGCUGCACACCCGCUUCACGGAGGUGUCGAAGACGCGCACCGAGGUGGAGUUUGGGCUCAAGUGCGAGAUCGCGGCGGGGCUGCGCUGCGACGAGGUGGAGGUGCGCAUCCCGUGCCCCGAGAACACGGCUGAUGUAAAGGUGAACGUCGCACGCGGGCACGCGAAGUUUGACGGCGUUCAGCACGCCGUCAUCUGGACGCUGCCGAGCGUCUCGCGGAAGGACGAGGAGAUGCUGCUCGCGGCGGAGAUCGUGCUGCUCGCCCCCACCGUCGCCGCCUCCGAGCAGGCGUGGGCGCGGCCGCCCAUCAAGAUCAGCUUCACCACGCCCUCCCACGCUCUCAGCGGGUUUUCGGUGAAGGAGCUGCGGGUGGAGGAGCCGCUGCUUCGCUACACCCCCUCCAAGUGGGUCCGCUACUUGACAACAGCAGGACAAUAUGAAUGGCGGCUCUAG